AGAGAGCUAGUCGUAGAGAGGCUUUGGUGUGUUGGUCCGACUUUCUUGAGUUGUGGCAUUCUUUCCUGUUGUUUGUUGCUCUUCUGCUUAGCUGUUAUAAGGGUCGUGUCCCUUCAUGGAACUACUUCCGCUACUCCCGUCAUUUUCUCAACCUGAACAGCGCAAGCUAGUGUGUCACGGGUUUUUCUGGUCACGGUCGCACGUCUUAUGGAGCUGAACAUGUUCUUGGUGUUUCCGGUGAUUUGGGCACUCUUUGUCAGUUUGGCUCCGCACUACACGGCACGAGGAGGAGUCACGGAAGCCACCUCUGGCCGGUUUUGCUCUGGCGGAUACGUCACUGGCUACGAUGUUCUUCAGUUCACCAGCUGUGAGGUCAUCGUUGGUAGCCUGGGGAUCGAGGAGGUUGAUUUCACUGAUGUGUGCGCGAAUAAUCCAGCGCUAUGUUGUGGACGAGGAGGCCUCUUCCCCUACCUCACGGACAUCACCGGGUACCUGAGAAUAUCGAACUGCAUCUUUCCACCUUGUUGGCAGCGGUUCGGUGAGCUUGUUCCCAAACUAGCUGUUGUACAUGGCCUGGAUCGCAGUGAGUACUACAUGAGUCGCAGUACGCCAGCAGAACCUGAUCUCGAACCACAGUAUGUUUCGGCAGCACGUGGUGCAACUGUCUUAAUAGAAGGAACUAACCUUGUUAGCGUGAGUGCUCCACAUGUGUGCAUUCCGACUGCGCUGGCCAAAGGCGGUGAGUCCAGCGAUGACGGUGACACCAGCAAUGAAGAUGGAGCCACAACUGCCGCAUCUGUUGUUCUCCGCCAGAAUAGCCUGAUGUGUUUUCGUACCUUGGGAUCUGCGGACAUUAAUGAAAACGGCAGUUUUACAUUGCAGGUAGACUGCCUCGGUGGCAAUGGCAAUUUUGCAGACCGCUCGGCCUUCGCCCCUGUGGCUCAGAGCACAGCUAGGUACAGGGUAAGUCUGAUACGGUGCAUGUUCUAGUUUUAUACGUCUUUG
Molecule: messenger RNA, 1005 nt
Organism: Sycon ciliatum
Lineage: Eukaryota; Metazoa; Porifera; Calcarea; Leucosolenida; Sycettidae
Exons: 4
Coding region: 208-990 (260 amino acids)
Source: RefSeq, a predicted model, not a curated record